AUGAAUCAAAAUGGACUAGAGAGUGAUUAUCAGCUUAAAAAAGAAAGCAAAAAUAUAUCAGAUCAAAUUAUGAAUAUAAAUAAUAAUUUUGAUAAAAAAAAUUAUAUAAAUACCGCUAAUAACAGUGAUAAAAUUAUAAUGAAAAAUAAUGAAAAACACAUAAGUGUAAAUAAUAACAACCAUUUAGUAAAAAACUAUAAUAAUAAUCCUCUUUCAGCUAAUAAACUAGAUGAAAAAAAGAGAGAUAAAAAGGUAAAGAAUAGUAAAAAGGUAGAUAAAUAUAUACAUAUAAAUGAAAAGAAAAUAAAUACAAAUGAGUACAUUUAUAUGAAUGAUGAUAACAAAAAUGUUUAUCUACAUUAUUACGAAAGUAAUCAAAGUGAUUAUUAUAAUAAUGAAAAUAAAGAAGGUAUAAAUAAAACUAUAAAUGAAGAAAUUAAUGUUGAAAAAAAUAAAAAUAAAAAUAAAAAUUGGAAAGGAAGAACCUUUAGCCGUUUUACACCUGGUGGUGUACGAUCUAGUACAGUUCUAUUUAUAUGUACAGCUAUAGGUGUUGGCUUUUUAUCAAUUCCUUAUGUUUUUUCGAAAUUAGGAAUAAUUUUAAGUUUGAUCUUGAUAUUUUUUAAUUCAAUUGAAUCAUAUGUUACUACAAAUAUUUUAUGUUUAUCAUCAUUAGAACAUAACACUUUUGUAUAUGGUAAUUUAUUAAAGAAAAUUGGUAAAAGUUAUCAUAAAACUAUUAUUGAUAUUGGCCUAUCUUUUGGAUACGUUUCAAGUUUUAUACUAAUUUUAAUUUUAAUGAGUGAUUUUUUAAGUAGUAUAUUUUAUGUAUUCAAUUUUCCAGCUUUGUUAUGUAAUAAUAUAUUUAUAGUGGUCAUUGUAUGCCUAUUAAUUCUACCAAUAACUUUUCGAAAUAAAGUUGGUACACUUAAUUAUUUUCUAACAUUUUCUUUAUUUUCAUUAACAAUUACUGUAAUAACUAUAGGCAUUCAAGCACACUCUUAUUUUAAUAUAUUAAAAAAUAAAAAUAUUGUACUAUUUAAUAUAGACAGAAACUUCUUUAAAUGUUUUAAUGUUUUGCUGUUUUCGUUCUCUCAACAACCUAAUGCUUGUUUUAUAACGGGUCAAUUUAAUCAACCAACUCAUAGAAGAAUAAAUAAAUCAGCAUAUAGAAGUAUUAUGUUACAAGUAAUUUUUUAUACAUUAUUUGGUAUUUUAGGAUAUCUAUCUUUUCUAAAUACAGCAAAAGAUAAUAUUGUAUUAAAUUAUGAAAAUACAAAUAUAUCCAUACUCUUUUGUAAAUUCCUUUUAUCUAUAACCUUUUUUUUUUCGAUUCCUUUGAACUUCAUGGGUUCAUAUCAAAGUUUACUAUCUUUAUUUUUAGGGAUUCGUAAUAUUUUUUAUAAAAUAUAUUUCUUUAUUUUAAGAAGAAAUAGAUACAUUACAAAUUUAUCAUCAGUAUUACGAGAUAAUUCAGUUGAUCCAUUAGAAGAAAUUACUCUCGAUAAUUAUACGGACACUUCAAGUUUGAAUGAAUCACAAACUUCUGACAAAAAGCAAAGAAUUUUUGUUUCAACUGUGAUAACUAUUAUUUGUGCUCUCAUUGCAUGUAAUGUGAAAAACUUAUCUAAUGUUAUUGGAAUAGGAGGAGGGAUUACGUCUACUCUGAUAUCAUGCUUUUUACCCAAUUUGAUUUAUUUUAAAAAUAGAAAAAAUGUUAAAAAUAAGUUUAAAAGAUAUAUAACUUUAUUUAUGCUAUUUUUUUUUUCAUUCAUGGGAUUUUUUUCUGUCAUUAUUACUGCAUUAAAUUUAGUUGUUUAA
Messenger RNA from Plasmodium gallinaceum, 1821 nucleotides. RefSeq names its product amino acid transporter, putative. Lineage: Eukaryota; Apicomplexa; Aconoidasida; Haemosporida; Plasmodiidae. Gene Ontology annotation, biological process: amino acid transmembrane transport. The record is from RefSeq and is a predicted model, not a curated record. Bases 1 to 1821 code for a protein of 606 amino acids. Gene Ontology annotation, molecular function: amino acid transmembrane transporter activity. The transcript is spliced from 2 exons.